AUGGCCUCUAUUCUUAUUGGGCGUUGGGGCGAUGUUUGCUUGGACCGGCAAGUGUUGGAGACGCUGCUUGUGAGUGGACAAUGGCCUUUAUUCUCAUUGGGCGUUAGGGCGAUGUUUGCUUGCACCAUGGCGAGGUUGGAGACGCUGCUCGUGAGUGGACAAUGGACUUUCUCAUUGGGCGUUGGGGGCGAUGUUUGCUUGCACCGCGGCAAGUGUUGGAGACGCUGCUCG
Messenger RNA from Iphiclides podalirius (scarce swallowtail), 231 nucleotides. The record is from the annotation of a GenBank genome assembly. Lineage: Eukaryota; Metazoa; Arthropoda; Insecta; Lepidoptera; Papilionidae.